Molecule: messenger RNA, 7997 nt
Organism: Cydia fagiglandana
Lineage: Eukaryota; Metazoa; Arthropoda; Insecta; Lepidoptera; Tortricidae
Product: pseudouridylate synthase RPUSD2-like
Exons: 13
Coding region: 4-1725 (573 amino acids)
Biological process (GO): enzyme-directed rRNA pseudouridine synthesis
Molecular function (GO): pseudouridine synthase activity; RNA binding
Source: RefSeq, a predicted model, not a curated record
GGCAUGAAGCAGUACGCCGUGGCGCUGCCGAUGGGUGGCGUGGUGCCGCUCGUGCCGCCGCUGCUGGCCGCGUUGCCGCCGCAGCCGCCGCAGAUGCGGCUCAUCGCCCCGCCGCCGCUGCCGCUCCAACAACCCUGCAGAAAGGGUGAAAAGGACAGCGGCAAAAACUGCAUACUGUCGUGUGAGAAGAGAAAGGCGGAUGACACAGACAUCAACAAAGACUUGAAAAAGGCAAAGUUAGAGACCAAGGCGCUAAAGGCAAAGAGGCCGGGAUUCACGGACGACCGGUACAACGAGACUUCUUAUUACAUCGAAAAUGGCCUCAGAAAAGUAUACCCCUACUACUUCACAUUCACCACAUUCACAAAAGGCCGGUGGGUCGGCGAGAAGAUUCUGGACGUGUUCGCGCGCGAAUUCCGCGCGCAUCCCGCGGCAGAAUACGAACGGUGUAUCCGAGCCGGCACGUUGACGGUCAACUAUGAGAGGGUUGAUCCCGAUUAUAGGCUGAAGCAUAAUGAUCUGCUCGCUAAUGUUGUGCAUAGGCACGAGACUCCAGUGCUCGCCUGUCCCUUGCGCAUCAUACAUGCUGACGACGAGCUUCUCGUGUUAGACAAGCCUUGCUCGCUGCCGGUGCAUCCGUGCGGGCGAUACCGACACAAUACGGUCGUAUUCAUUCUGGCCAAGGAAUAUAACUUGAAGAAUCUGAGGACCAUACAUAGACUGGACAGGCUAACAUCAGGAUUGCUGUUAUUCGGCCGGAGUCCGAAGAAGGCGAGACAGAUGGAGCAUCAAAUAAGGAACAGACAGGUGCAAAAGGAGUACGUCUGCCGAGUCGACGGCGAGUUCCCUGAAGAAGAGAUAGAAUGUCAAGAGGCGAUAGAAGUAGUGAGCUACAAGAUUGGCGUUUGCAAGGUUUCGGCAAAGGGCAAGGACUGUUCAACGGUGUUCAAGCGGCUCGGCUUCAACCCCCGCAGCAACACCAGUGUGGUGCUGUGCAGGCCCAAGACCGGGAGGAUGCACCAGAUCAGGGUGCACUUGCAGUAUCUAGGUUACCCCGUAGUGAACGACCCCCUCUACAACCACCCAGUCUUCGGCCCCCUCCGUGGCAAGGGGGGUGACACCGGUGGCAAAACAGACGAGCAGCUGGUUCGCGACCUCAUCGCCAUCCACAACGCGGAGAACUGGCUUGGGGUUGAUGCGGCUGAUGACGACAUGCUGUUUUCGAAACCAGUCCGUGAUGAUAAAGGUGUUGAAGAUGACUGCGACACUGGCCCAACCUCCAGAGAGUCGUCUCCAAGACUGGAGUCCCCAGCGCCAGGCGUGACACCUUCCACCGUCAUGACGCCGACCCUUCCAAGCCCUUCGAGCGCAGCAGAGGCGCCCUUGGACGCGUCUCCGGCUGUCUGCACCCUCGCGCCCUCGCCUACGCCCUCGGCAGCUAUGACCGAUGACUCCAGUGAUGCCAAGUCGGACAAGGUGACAGUGGCAACGCAGACGGGCUGCGCGGCCACCGCGACGAGUUCCGUCAGCUCGGCCAGCAGUUCCACGGAGGCCCUGUCUUCCGACCCGCACUGCUACGAGUGCCGAGUCCGCUACCGUGACCCGAGGCCCAGAGACCUGGUCAUGUAUCUGCACGCUUGGAAGUACAAGGGACCCGGCUGGGAGUACGAGACGGAGCUGCCACAGUGGGCGAGCGUGGAAUGGGACGAGCCGGAGAACUCAUAGUCACACGAACUGACACCACUGCGGAGGCGCCUCGCCUGUUCACUCUACAUCAACCACAGACCGCGCUAAUUUAAAGACUAAAUCAAGGUCAAUGAGGUGAAGACCGUCUGCGAGGCAAGACCGUCCACGCAGGCUUUUAUACUUGAGCAGUAAUAGAAACACAAAUAUAAGAAUCGUGACGCAAGCUGCGUAAGUAUACAAAUACAAGAGAUAACGUGUAGACGGUUUUGCCUUACAGAUGGUUUUUCCCACAUAGAUCUUACAGAAACUGUUAACAAUGCAAUUUGGACUGAUUUAAUUGAUAAAUGAUGUUUUAAAAUGAGAUGUUGAUGAUUGUUAAGCUGUUUUCACUUUUGUCAACUAGAUAAAGGCCCCAUUAAUGUUGACUAGGACCGUAGUUACCAUGAUCCGGGUAAUUUAGUGCGAGGUGCCGUUCGUUAGAUGAUGGUUUGAAAUCGGCUGUUUGAAUCGCAGUGCUCUGGAGUAAGUUUUAUAAUAACUAAACUAAGUGAGAAUUAGAUUAUGUAAUUUAGAUUAUUUCUGCGUACGAAGUUCAACUCUUAUUUGGAACUCUUAUACUAGUUUCAUUAGCAGAUCGUAUUAGAGCACUCAGAAUAUUAAGGCCUAGAAGUUGAGUCGAGGCAGGAAUAUCUUGGUCAUCUUCAUUUUUUGCAACAUCGACAGAGAUGGAGAUAGUUGCCUUUAAGUUUCACUUUUAACUAGGUUUUUGGGCCUUAAUAUUCUUAUUUUGCGCACUUAUUUUGAUACGUUCUUGAUUAUUUUCGGUUUGUGUAGUUUACUAUUUUAGAUGUUUAUGUCAAUGUUCAGUUCCUAUCGGCCUAGGAUGUUUCGUCGCUUGUUGUAUCGUAGGGUUAAGGAUGUAACAAUAGUAUAUCGGUAACUGUAAAAUAGUUAUAUCGCUUUAACGAGGCAGGGUCAGAACCACAAUCAUAAAUGAAUAUAAAAAAAAAUUAAAAUGAUUUAAUAAAUAAAACACAAUGGGAUAGCUCUUCUAUUUAAUUCUCAGAAUGGAAUUUAUGUAAAUUUUAUUAGAGAUUGACAGCGUGUGCGAUGAAAAACACGAGUUUUUUUUGUUGUUUUUCACCCCGCAUGUAUACGUAAAUCUUUAUUUUAAACAAAUCUUGGACCACUGCAUAUUUUUUUAUAUUAAAAUUGAAAAUAGGACCACUUUUAAAUAUUUUCUAGAAAAGCUAUCUCGGUAUCAGUAGACGCGUGUCUAUAAUAAAUGCAUAAGUAAAAAUAAAAUCUAAAAUAACGCAUUUUGUAGGCGGUGUAUAGUGACGUCGUCACAUUUUGGCUUCCAUAGUUUUGAGUAGAGAAGAAAUAAAGUUUUUAACGUGUAAAGACAUACCUUCAGAAUUUUGUACUCGAGAUACAUUGUGACGAUUCCGAAUUUUACUCUCUUGAUUAUAAUUCUCUCUUGUAUCUGAGCUUUUUGUGAUAAUGCAUUUGGGCGAUUCUCAGAGAUGACAUUCGGUGCCUGACUUCGGUGCCAAAAUUUUUUUUUAACUUAUAUAAUAUGCGAGUUUAUUUCCUAAAAUCUACCCUUAAUAUAAAAAAUAUUGGUAGUGGAGGCCGCCAUUAGAACCUUAUAGUUUUCAAGAUAUUUGAGAUUUAAAAAACACCGAAAUCAUGUGCAGGCACUGAAAUCAAUUGCGUCACCGAAUUCAAUAAUGCUUACACCAAAAUCACAUUUAGGUUUUAUAUCUCAAUUACAUAAUUAUUUUAAUCAUAUUUUUCAAUCCUAUUUGUUGAUAAGCGAUGUAACAAGGCUAAUGAUCUCGAAAGCUUACAUAAAUUUAAUAGAUAUAGACUCAAGAUUUUAAAAUAACCAAAUUACGGCUUGUAAAUCAACAUCUCUAGAAGAUAUCCCACACUAUAUGACUGGCCUCAUAUAAUAGGGUGAUGUGUGGUCCUGAAACGAGUUUCAGACAUGUUGACAUUGUAUUCGCACAUUAUAAUCAUUUAUUCAUUGCAUUAUUAUAUCCAUGAAGGAGAAGAUGUUUGUUUCACGCAAUCCGACCGCACACUAAUCUAAAAAAAACUUAUGUUACCUGCACCCGAUAAACAAUACACUCUUGAGUGGUGUUCAAUGCUCAUUAAAUAUUUAAUGUACUUAUAAAGCAAUAUGAUGCAAUACGGAAAAGAAGUAUUUUUUUAAUAAAAGAGUUUAAAAGCGUGAACUCCGUCAAUUUAAAACUAUAAUAUUUGAAGUAGUCGAGUAAUGCUUGAAGAUCCAAUUACCAAUUAAUUAUGAUCUCCAGCACCCCAAACACUUGAGCUAAACUGUAACAAAGUUGUUGACAAAGACAUAAGACAUUGAGGAUUGUUAAAACAUUUGCUGUCUUCAAUUUGUGUCUAUGGCUAUCCUUUAGAAAUAUCGAUCAGUAGGUACGCUCAGUGCCUUUGAAGCGAUCUCGACAUUAGAAUGCUAUUUUAUUUUUAAUCCCUUGUUCUGUACAUCCUGUCCCUUGGGUUCACCUUGCAUAGUACUUACAUACACAAGUUAUUUUAAAAGAAGUGGGAUCUAAUUGACUACAUUUAUUUAACAUGGCUGACAUGUUUAAAGAUAUAGAGGACAACAAACAUAAUUUACUUAAAUGGUUGGAAAAGAAUAUCAAGCCAGAGAAAGAAACAUUGGGUCUAUACGUCUGGUUUAAAAAACUACUCAUAGUGAACUAGUGAUUUUGUGUACCUACUAUGACAUAAUUUACUUACAAACAUAAUUUUACGUUUGUACAACGUAUCUUUCACUUUUUAGACAUGAUAAAUUAGUACAACAAACUAGUUUACAAAGCAGGAUUUAAAUUCAGUGAUCACUUUUUUGAUAUCGGUGGUCAAAAAAUCCACCGAAACCAGGGAAAUCAACACCAGCGAUAUCAAAAUUAAUCGCUUUUUAGCAAUUACAGAAAUAGCAUGAACGAUACAGAGGAGAUGUAAUAAUGGUGGAUUUACGUACUUUCAAUGACUUCUUAAUCACUUACAUAACGAUAAUUGCACUAAAACUUUCGGAGUAAAUUGCACCACCGAUCUCAAAAAAACAUAGGACCAAACCCAGCGAAGGACGGAGAGACGUUUAAAAAAUCACUUUAUUGUACUGUGACUGUACCUCUACUUUAUUCAACGGUUAAGGCACAACUAAAGCAUACUAUGUAUGAGACACUGAGUUCCUGGUCUACAACUUUGAAGGAGUACUGACAUGUUUUGCAAAUUACACCGAUAUCAGUCACUAGCCCGGGACACAUAGUAAAUUUGGUUUUAUUCAAUGUGUUGAGCAAACACAUUAUUGUGAUAUAAAGAAUAUGAUAAGCUAACUAAUACCCUAUGAGUGAAUACCCAUAAUAACUCCGAUCUAAUGCCCCAUCUUGAGUAAUAAUUUUUUGUUUCAUAAAAUCUGGGUGCGGGACAUGCCCACCGAACAUAAUUUUUGGCAUUUGAAUAUCUUUUUCUUGUAUUAUAUAAAUAAUAAAUAAAUAAUUUGAUAGUGUCCCAGACAGAAUAUAAGCUGAAGAUCAUGCCUAAAUUAAUUCAGAUUUAUUGAACAGUAAAUUCAAUCAAUUACUGUCCCGGACACGUAAAAACGGCCCUCCUGAGAAAUGCCCAUUUAUUGUAUUUUCCUCUUCGCUGAAAACUUUGAAAAAAGACAGUUUAUGUGCGUAAUUUUAACACGACCAAAGCAAUAGGUCUUUAUUUAUCCAAAGACAGAUAUUAAGUUUACAAUGAAUAGAUGACUCAGCAGAUCGAAGCACAUUUUAAAGACAUGGACGCGAUUUUCGCCACAGGGAACUUAGCCAAGACGACAAUAAGUGCAUCGCCAAAAAGAAAACCGGACAAGUGCGAGUCGGACUCUCCCGCCGAGGGUUCCGUACUUUUUAGUAUUUGUUAUAGCGGCAACAGAGAAAUAAAACAUUAAAAAAAUUUCAAUCGUCUAGCUAUCACGGGUCAUUAGACACAGCCUGUUGACAGACAGACAGACGGACAGUGGAGUCUUAGUAAUAGAGUCCCGUUUUUACCCUUUGGUUACGGAACCCUAAAAAUGUAUCGGGAUGACAGAUGCAACGAAAAGUCACAUCAAUCACAUCAUAUCCAUACAUCACUUUCGAUUGGCGUAUUCUCUAUCACCGACUUGUCACUUGGCUAGGCCCUAAGUUAUAUUUACGAUUGUGUGGUUUUUAGUUCUAAGUAUUUUACAGUUUGGUUUCAUUAUUCUUGUUUGGAUUGUUCUUAUUGUCUAACGGUUUAUUAUUUAGACUCGAAAUGACACGGAAGAUUAACGCUGGUUCGUUUACGGUAGAUAUAUUUAUUAUCUUAUCGUAGGUAUUAAAUGUAAAAGACAAUUCUUGUUAUUAAUAACGUUUCACGAGCUUUCAUACAAUUAGUUUGGAAAAAUAUAUAUUUUUCUUACUUGUAGCGUAGAAGUAGUAUGCAGAUAUGUUGUUCCCUGUUAUAUAAUGAUAUUAGGCGAGUAUGAAGUAAGCAAUCAUUAUUAUAUAUGUAAUCAUUUUUACUGUUACAUUUCAUUCAUCCAAAGGCGAGGUAAUAUGCGCUCGUUGAUUUGUGUAAUUCUUGAAUAUGUUUUCUAACAAGUGAACUUUGUGUAUUUUUAUUCACUUUAAGUUAUAGUGAUAAUUACUAAUUAGUUACUGACUUAAAGUCAAAACGGUGGGCUGCGAGGUUAGUGUGCAAGUUCAUGUAUUUGAUUUAAAAAAUUCAUAAUUUUUUUAAAUUAAUGUGUAAACAGGCCCCAAUGUGAAAUUCAGCCACACUUACCACACAUCCACACUUAUCCGUAUUGACCUCACAUCAAAUAGGCUCGAUAGAAAAUCAAAUCAAAAACACCGCAAAUCGGCCUACCUCGCUCGAUGUUAACAUUCAUAAAGGAAUUAAUACAUACAUAUGCCUUCACCGAUUGGAUAUUAUAUUUGUUAAUUAAGCUGCUUACUUCAAACGAAGCCAAUUCGCGCUGUUGUUACUAUCGGCUAUACCAUGUACAUAAUAAUGCUAAAUGUGAUUGUGCUGUUUCUAUUACUUUCCGCAUUAUCUCUAUCACAUUCUCUAUUAUCUCUAUUGGGAUCAAAGUAAUUUAAAAGUCAGGGAAACACCCGAACAGUCACGUAAUAUUAGAAAUGUAAUCCAUGUUUUAAAAGAAUUUUGUAAAAACGGUAGCAUGUACAGAGUAAGUUAUCAGUGGCAUAUCACCUAGGUACCACAUUGAGAUCAUUCACGGUGUACCGGUUUCCGAAUGGUCUCACCGACGAAUAUUGUUGUAUUUUUAUAGUAUUUAAGACAUGUUUAUACAUUAUGUUAAAUAAUUAAGCAAACUGUUUGGAUAACUGUAAGGCUGGCGGUCUUCUGAUUUUUGGUACUUUGUUACAAAAUGAUAUCCCCCAGUCUUGCUUUAUCAAGUUUUUUUUAACUUUCCCAGUUUUGCCUCUCGACAUAAAUGUUUGUCGCGUUCGGUUUAUCAUUUAUUGUAAGAAAUUUUCAUGUGCCUUCUCAAAUAAUGAAAGAGUAAAGAUAACUUGUAAUAGUAAUGUUUUUUAAAUUACAGUUACAUUGUAAUUGUUACACGUUUUAACGUAAGUAGACACAUUUGGCACUCGCGAUCUAGAGAGGUGUGCUCAGAGGAUACUUAUCAAAAGUAAUUUUUUUUUUUGUAACUACUAAGGUUAAUAUAUAACGGGUAAGUUUGGCAUAACGCUAAGUGUGGUUGGCCUUCACAUUGGGUCCUGUUUACACAUGAUUAGUGUUUAUUACACGUUCGUACAUUUGCCUCUUCCGUUUAGUGGCGAAUGUACGAACCUGUAAGAAACACUAAUCAUGUGUAAACAGGCCCCAAAGGGAAUUCCAGCCACACUUAUCCCACAUCCACACUUAGCCGUAUUGACCUUACAUGAUGGAUAUUUGUAAAGCUUUCUUGAAACCCACAAAAAUCACACACCUCUUGAAUAUAUAAUUAUUACACAUUAAUGACAGUUUUAAGUAUCCUCUGUCCAUCCUUUCUCUCGAUUUUGGCACAUUUUCGCAGAAAACACUUUAAGUUAGCGAUCAGUUGCGGUAUAGUCGUGCCAUAUAAAUGGCAUGUUUUAUUUAAGUUGUUUUGUUUUUUAAUACUAUGACAACAUGAAAGACAUUUGUUUAUUUGAUAAGUAUUAUGUAAUAAGAAUAUAAUAGUGUUUCCUUCUUUAGACUCAUGUUAUAAGCAUUCAUGUUUCCACUUAAAUUUAAUUAGAAUAAAAUCCAUCAUUGGC